Molecule: messenger RNA, 2726 nt
Organism: Dreissena polymorpha
Lineage: Eukaryota; Metazoa; Mollusca; Bivalvia; Myida; Dreissenidae
Product: mitochondrial fission 1 protein-like
Exons: 5
Coding region: 67-519 (150 amino acids)
Biological process (GO): peroxisome fission; mitochondrial fragmentation involved in apoptotic process; autophagy of mitochondrion
Cellular component (GO): peroxisomal membrane; mitochondrial outer membrane
Molecular function (GO): protein binding
Source: RefSeq, a predicted model, not a curated record
UAGAUUAACCGGAAAUAGGUUUAUUGUGAUUUUGUAGUUGACAGUUUUUUUCAUUUUACAGCCAACAUGGACGUAAUACUCAAUGACAUAGUUGACGCAAAUGAUCUCAGGAAAUUCCGUCAUCAGUAUGAAGAACAGUGUGGUAGAGGUGUUCCAAGUGAAAAGGCUCAGUUUGAGUACUCCAUCUGUCUGGUGAGAAGUCGUGGAGAACAAGAAAUUAAACAUGGUAUUGCUCUCCUAGAAGACCUGUUCAAAAGGACUCAUGAUCCAGGCACAAGAAGGGAUUGUCUAUACUAUCUUACCUUGGCAAACACAAGAAUAAAGAAUUAUGAGCAGGCGUUGACAUUUUCAGACGCUUUUCUCAAGAUUGAACCAAUGAAUCGCCAAGUGAAAGAUUUGCAACACUAUGCCAAAAUCCAGUUAAGAAAAGAGGGGUUGACAGGAAUGGCAAUAGUGGGCGGGGCAGCACUCGCCCUGGGGGGCUUGAUUGGACUUGGGGUCCAUCUGGCGAGGAAAUAGACCAGUAGUGGACUGUUAAACGUGGACAAGAAUUAAGUGGAACAAGACGCAACUGAUUCAGAGAUUAUUAUUUAAGCCAUUGUGUCAUUUAACUUCUGACAAUUAUUAUGCCCCCCUUCGAAGAAGAGGGGGUAUAUUGCUUUGCCCAACGUCGGUCGGUCUGUUGGUCGGUCGGUCGGUCUGUCGGUCCGUCCACCAGGUGGUUGUCAGACGAUAACUCAAGAACGCUUGGGCCUAGGAUCAUGAAACUUCAUAGGUACAUUUAUUAUGACUCGCAGAUGACCCCUAUUGAUUUUGAGGUCACUAGGUCAAAGGUCAAGGUCACGGUGACUAGAAAUAGUAAAAUGGUUUUUGAAUGAUAACUCAAGAACGCAUAGGCCUAGGAUCAUGAAACUUCAUGGGUAGAUUGAUCAUAACUUGCAGAUGACCCCUAUUGAUUUUGAGGUCACUAGGUCAAAGGUCAAGGUCACGGUGACCCGGAAUAGUAAAAUGGUUUCCGGAUGAUAACUCAAGAACGCAUACGCCUAGGAUCAUGAAACUUCAUGGGUAGAUUGAUCAUGACUCGCAGAUGACCCCUAUUGAUUUUGAGGUCACUAGGUCAAAGGUCAAGGUCACGGUGACCCUAAAUAGUAAAAUGGUUUUCGGAUGAUAACUCAAGAACGCAUACGCCUAGGAUCAUGAAACUUCAUAGGUAGAUUGAUCAUGACUUGCAGAUGACCCCUAUUGAUUUUGAGGUCACAAGGUCAAAGGUCAAGGUCACGGUGACCCGAAAUAGUAAAAUGAUUUUCGGAUGAUAACUCAAGAACGCUUUUGCCUAGGAUCAUGACACUUCAUAGGUACAUUGAUCGUGACCCGCAGAUGACCCCUAUUGAUUUUCAGGUCACUAGUUUUACAACUUUGUUUAAAACAACAACAAAAUAUGCUGUAAAAGUUUAGCCUUUGAAGGUUAAAGCACACUAGGUGUACUAAGUUUAGAAAUGCAUUUGUUUUUAGAAUUAAUGUCUAUUGGUUUUUAAACUAUCAAAAACAAUGUUAACUACCUAUUGUUCAUUUGAUCCGUUUAAGCUUGUGUAAAAUGUGGUAUAAAGUGUUUGGACAAAAUUCAUACCUGUAUGCAAAGUUAUAUGUUAAAUUCGAACCUGUUACAUACUGAAUAUAUUUGGCAUUAAGAGAUAUAUGGUAACAAAACCUAUAAGUGUAUAUUUGUUUUCAUGUACUUGUUUUUGUUUUUCAUGUGUAAUUCUUUGAUUUUUCAUUAGAUUUUUUAACACCUCAUCAACCAAAUUUUAAAUGUUUUCAUGGACAACAUGGAAAUCUGACCCAUAUAAGGUAAUACAAUUAAAACAUUUUUAUUGCACUCAGAUUUCUUCGAGCAUCUCCUAUAGUAUAUGGCAAUACCACAUCAUUAUUUUUGCAUUAAAAAAACAUAAUUUCAUAGCUUAAAGUUUAAUUACAUCUGGUUAUUGAAAUUUCACCCCAUAAAUUUGUGGGAAUCACUUGAACAUUAAUCUUUUAAACAGAAAUUAUUCUUCUUAUCCCGACCGGCUAGCUCAUUUGGUAGAGCGCAGCACUACAAAGCUUAAGAUCACAGGGUUAAUCCCCGUCCUGGCCACAUUACUUAUUUUUUGUGGAACAAUAUAUUUAACACAUGUUCAUGUACCAAGUUAGUGUUUGUGUGUCGUAUGAAUAGAUAUCGUUGGGGGAAAUUAAAAUGGAAUAAAAAGAUCCACACAUCAAUAAAAACAAGCAUUUUGUAUCCCUUUAAAUCUAUGUUACCAUGCCACAUCUGGCGUUGCAGUUUUGGCUAUUGCUAUAAGGAACAUAGAUUUGUAAUGUGUUAACUUAUUUAUUUUUUAAAUAUUAUACAAAAUAUUUGUUGAUUUUGAGUUUUUAUGUUACUUUAAUAAGUGAAAUAAAUCGAAAAUGUUCUCAUAAGUAAAUAGUGAUUUGUAUAUUACCUUAAUUUUGCAUUUAAUGAUAUUUGUGUUUUCAUCUACAAUGUGGGAUUUUUAACUUUAAAAGAUUAUUUAUUAUAUGUUGAUGUUGUUGUUAUAUAUGCAUGUGUGUUAUUGUAUUAUUCAUUUAUAAAUAUGUAUAUAGGUGUAAAAAAGAUAGGACAUAUAAUUCAAAGAGUUCUGUACAUUAUAAUAAUUAAUGUAUGUAUGUGUAAAAAAUUAAAGAAAUAUAAGUUUGAAGUGAUUUAUGCA